CCUGAAAACCCAGGGUAUUUACGGUGAAAUGUACAUACAUACAUAAUAUGAAUGUACUGUCACCCUGAACAAAGGAUGGCGUGCAACAUGCAUACCAAACUAUUCAAAUUAGAUACGUAUUUACAUAAUGAUGCUAUAUUUAGAUCUUAGAUUCGUCAUUUUUGCGGAAAAGGAGUCAUUCGUAAAUUUAUUGUCCAGCUUAUUGACCGGACACAAUUUUACUUACAAACCUCCUAAAAAAUGGGGUGUCACCCAUGUUGCUGUGGUUCGUUGGAAACUUGGACGAAAGUCAUCGCAAUUCUACAAAUUAUUAAGGCGUCGAUUUCCCUCCUUGAUGGCGUUAUUAUUCUCGCGUUGGGUGGUCUUGUCGCAGCUGCCCCUUCGCUGGCGAACCUCAACGCCACCAUGACUCGCGGUGGAGGAAUGAUAUCGAAUUCUCAUUUUCUCACAACCCUUCCUCCAAAUAAUUCCUUGAGCCAUUUCACUUCCGGUUUUAACACUUCCUCCACGAAUCAUACCGUCGCAAAGGAAUCUGAUUCCGCACAUGUUUUACACUCAAUCGGUGCGAUAUUAAUUGCGGUCAGCAUUUACACGAUUUUAGAGGGACUUGUCACAUUGAUCUUGUCAAUCAUUUUGUAUAACGGAGCAUCCAAUCGAAUCGUUGGAAAAUGUCGAGUCUGGCUUAUUGUCCAAUUUAUCCUUAUGUUACCUGGAAUCUUAUUCUUCCUUGCGGGGUUAACAUUUCUAAAUUUGGACGAAGUGACCAAUAUCAUCGGAGGUGUUGACCUUGUCUUCAACGCGUACUGCCUCUGGAUCGUGUACGCGUUUAUAAGUGAGCUGCGAGGAGAAAAUUUGGCUCACCGAAUUGGGCUUGGACAAGCAUACCAUGAACAAAAGGUGUAACACUUGAGAUUUUACAGAGUAAAAAUGUUUAGAAAAUUAGCUACAAGUAGAUCCUGAAGAAAUAAAACGUUUUAAAGUUUGAUGUGCAAGUACAUAAA
Folsomia candida is the source of this 1001-nucleotide messenger RNA. RefSeq lists its product as uncharacterized. The record is from RefSeq and is a predicted model, not a curated record. Lineage: Eukaryota; Metazoa; Arthropoda; Collembola; Entomobryomorpha; Isotomidae. The transcript has 4 exons. Bases 241 to 903 code for a protein of 220 amino acids.